Messenger RNA from Myxocyprinus asiaticus (Chinese sucker), 4483 nucleotides. Its product is annotated as protein O-linked-mannose beta-1,2-N-acetylglucosaminyltransferase 1-like. The transcript is spliced from 22 exons. Gene Ontology annotation, cellular component: Golgi membrane. Gene Ontology annotation, molecular function: beta-1,3-galactosyl-O-glycosyl-glycoprotein beta-1,3-N-acetylglucosaminyltransferase activity. NCBI's taxonomy places the organism in Eukaryota, Metazoa, Chordata, Actinopteri, Cypriniformes, Catostomidae. Bases 228 to 2189 code for a protein of 653 amino acids. Gene Ontology annotation, biological process: protein O-linked glycosylation via N-acetylgalactosamine. The record is from RefSeq and is a predicted model, not a curated record.
CAACAUUUUACCUGCAUAUAGCUAGACGUUACUAGACCCGAAAGAAGCUAAUAUACAGUUAUAUUUCCUGAUGAAGAAGACGUGAUCGCAGGUGUUGUCGGAUGCAGGCAGGUGUUGUCCGAUGCAGGCAGGUGCUGUCGGAUGCAGGCAGGUGCUGUCGGAUGCAGGCAGGUGCUGUCGGAUGCAGGCAGGUGCUGUGAUCAGGAGCAGUGGGCAGGACUGCAGGUAUGGACACCUGGACGCCCAAUCCAAGAGCCAAACCCUUCAUCCCCCGCCAGCAUCGCAGCCUCUACCUCACCUGGAAAUACAGACUCACCAACAAAAGAGCAGUACGGCGAUUCUGCCAGGCCAGUGCGGUCCUGUUUCUUCUGAUUACAGUGAUUGUAAAUAUCAAACUCAUUCUUGAUACAAGGAGAGUUGUGAGUGAAGAGGAUGCUGCUCAAGAUUACGAUGAUGCCCUGCUCAACAUUGAAACCCCACGCAGACCAGCAAGUGGGAGGAAGGUUUUAGAUAUCGAGGUGUACUCUAGUCGCUCUAAGGUGUAUGUGGCAGUGGAUGGCACAACAGUGCUGGAGGAUGAGAUGAGAGAGCAGGGCAGAGGCAUCCAUGUUAUAGUUCUCAAUCAGGCCACUGGUCAUGUGAUGGCCAAAAGAGUGUUUGACACUUAUUCUCCCCAUGAGGAUGAAGCCAUGAUCCUCUUCAUCAACAUGGUCACACGUGGCAGAGUCCUCAUCUUCACUAUCAAGGAUGAGGGGACUUUCCACUUGAAGGAUGCUGCCAAGAACCUUUUGAAAGGUUUAGGGAGUCAGGUGGCUGUCACCUUAAGCUGGAGGGACAUGUGGACUCUGGUUGUGAAGAAGGGAGGUCAAGUGUAUGGCGAAAAGCACUCCAAGUCUCCUGCUCUCUCUACAUGGGGUGACCCUGUGUUGCUGAAGACUGAGGUUCAGCUCACUGCUUCUGAAGAGGCAGAGUGCCAUUGGGUGGACACAGAGCUGAAUCGCAGGAGGAAACUCUUCUGUAGUAAAGUGGAAGGCUAUGGGAGUAUUUGUAGCUGCAAUGAUCCAGCACCUAUAGAGUUCAAUCCUGAUCCACUGCCAAAUAACAAUGUCUACAACAUCCCAGUUGCAGUUAUAGCUGGAAACAGACCAAACUAUCUCUAUAGAAUGCUACGCUCUCUCCUUUCCUCCCAUGGCGUCAAUCCACAGAUGAUCACUGUUUUUAUUGAUGGAUACUAUGAGGAACCCAUGGAUGUGGUCGAGCUUUUUGGUCUUAAAGGAGUUCAGCAUACACCUAUCAGCAUCAAGAACGCUAGAGUGUCACAGCACUACAAAGCCAGCUUGACUGCAACCUUCAGUCUGCAUCCAGAUGCAGAUUUUGCCAUUGUGCUUGAGGAGGACCUGGAUAUUUCCAUAGAUUUUUUCAGCUUUCUCAGUCAGACCAUUCAUUUGUUACAUGAGGAUGACAGUCUUUAUUGUAUCUCGGCCUGGAAUGACCAAGGCUAUGAGCACACAGCAGAGGAUCCGUCUCUGCUCUACAGAGUAGAAAGUAUGCCUGGUCUUGGCUGGGUGCUUAAAAAAAGCCUUUACAAGGAUGAACUGGAACCCAAAUGGCCCACUCCUGAGAAGCUGUGGGAUUGGGACAUGUGGAUGCGGAUGCCGGAACAGAGAAAGGGGAGAGAGUGUGUCAUACCCGAUGUCUCUCGCUCCUAUCACUUUGGUAUCAUUGGCCUAAACAUGAAUGGUUACUUUCAUGAAGUUUACUUUAAAAAGCACAAGUUCAACACAAUUCCAAACGUUCAGAUGAAGAAUGUAGAUAGCUUGAAGGAAGAUGCUUAUGAAAUUGAAAUUCAAGAUCUUCUACGUGAGGCAGAGGUCCUGGACCACAGUAAAAAUCCAUGUGACGACUCAUUUAUCCCAGACACUGAGGGAAAAACCUUUGUGAUGUUCAUCAAAAUGGAGCAAGAGACUGACACAAACACCUGGACAGAACUGGCAAAGUGCCUGCAUGUGUGGGACCUGGAUGUACGAGGUUAUCACAAAGGACUGUGGAGGCUCUUCAGAAAAAGGAACCAUGUCCUAGUGGUUGCUGUUACAAUUUCACCCUACUCUAUUAAGAAGCCCAAUAAUGUCAUUCCCAUUCACCUGGAGCCUGCACCUAAAGAGGAGGGACCUCCUGUGGAACAGAUUUAGAACAGUCCUAAUUCCACCCAAGGGCCUUUUCUAACCACUGACAGACAAGGCCUACGUCAGGCCGAUACUGGGACUUAUGUUACUGUUCAGGCCAUUGGAAGACAACAAAGUGGGCGAGCCCUUGGCUGAACCGUCCGGUGCUGGUAGCUUUUUGAACUACAGGUUAUUUUAAACUAGAAUGAUAUGAGUGUGGAUUUCUUAAAAUGGUGUGUAACAGAACCUUCUCUUGUUAGUGUGUGUUGUGCACUGGACGCUGUUCCUGAGGCCAUGACAUUUCAUAUGUUUUUAUGCUGGGAGGUUUGUUAUUUGAAAAGAACUGAUAGACGUUUUAAAGACGUACUGGUACCAAAAUAAAGGCCAGUGCUGGUUUGAGUUACUGAAUGUUACCGGAGAUGGUCAAAUCAGGAUGCUGCAAAAAGGAAUUAGGAGGAUAUGGCAGACGUAAGCUACUUUUUUUUUUUUUUUUUAACACUACUGAGUUCUUUGGGCCAUCCUGCACAUACUGUAUAUUUGAACUCAUGUCUAUUUAUUGUCAAUAUCAGGAUAACUGUGGGUUUAUUUAUUAUUAUUAUUUUUUUCCUCCCAUUUUUUCCCCCAAUUUGGAAUGCCCAAUUCUCAGUGCGCUCUAAGUCCUCGUGGUGGCGUAGUGGCUCGCCUCAAUCCAGGUGGCGGAGGACGAAUCUCAGUUGCCUCUGUGUCUGAGACCGUCAAUCCGCACAUCUUAUCACGUGGCUUGUUGAGCACGUUACCGUGGAGACGUAGCGCGUGUGGAGGCCCAAGCUAUUCUCCGUGGCAUCCACACACAACUCACCACAUGACAAACCGAGAGCGAACUACAUUAUAGCGACCACAAGGAGGUUACCCCAUGUGACUCUACCCUCCCUAGCAACCGGGCCAAUUUGGUUGCUUAGGAGACCAGUCACUCAGCAUGCCCUGGAUUCGAACUCGCGACUCCAGGGGUGGUAGUCAGCGUCAAUACUCGCUGAGCUACCCAGGCCCCGGGUUUAUUUGUUUCUUAACAAAUUCGCUUUUACACACAAAAAAAUAUGCUACAUUAAGAAACAAAAUGUCUGGAUUUGUUUACAAAUAAAAUUUUGUACAUAUAUUUUUAGAACAAAAGAUUGUCAUCAUAUUUGUGAGCAUUAAUUUUCAAAUGCUUUGGGUUUUAUUCAUUAAAGGAGCUCAUUAGUGGCUGAGAUCAUACAAGCAGUAUUCCCAAACUAACACAUAAUUACCUUAAAGCAAUAUUUAUUUAUUUAAAAUGAAAAUUCUGUCAUAAUUUACAUCAUUUUUAAUCUCACAUACUUAACCUCAUGUUGUUCCAAACCUGUAUGACUUCUGAAAAAAUAUGCAGGGAAAGGUGACUGAGGCUAACAUUCUGCUUAAUGUGUUAUUUUAUGUUCCACGGAAUAAGUCAUACAGGUUGGGAUUGAUAUGGUAGUAAAUUAUAAUUUUUUAAUGUAUUUUAAUUAAAAAUUAUAAUAGAAUUUUCCUUUUUGGGUGGAUUAUCCCUUUAAUUGGGUAGAACACUGACUGCCUUUACAUAUUUAAAAGCAAACAAAGCAGUUUCUAGUCAGAAAAGAAAAGAUAAAGCUAAAAACUUUAGCUUUUCCUUUUAAAAGAAGGGGGGAAAAAAAGGUUAAAAUGAUGUGCUAUGAUAGCCAUCCAGCAACAGCUUUAAGAAUCCUCUUUUCCAGAGAACCUGAGGUGAUGCAUGCUGCUUGGAUGAGAAGAUCUAUGAGCCCACACAGUCACUAAAGAGCCUUAGGAACUGUGGGAGGAGUAACACUUGAAAUCAGUGCAAUCAUAGCUGCAUCAUAGAUCCAUACAGUGUUAACACGUUGCUGUAUGUGAGGAUAAUUGUGAAGUAUGGAUUUAUGCAAUAAUGUCCAAAUCAUUUCAUGGAAGAGAUUUCAAAUUGGAGUGUUGUGGGUUUCUGGAGUGUUUCUUUUCUUUUCUUUUUUUUUUUUUUUUUUUUUUUUUUUUUUUAUAGAAGUCCUUUCAAUUCUGAUAUUGCUACAAAAUUGUAUUUUUGGUGACACUAAAUAUUAUCAUAGUAUCUGGAAUGUGCAAUACCAGAAAUGUUUAUCAUCUCAAAAUAUCAUUGUACUCAUAAGAUGCAGAAGUUGUAAUGUUUAUUAAAUUCUACAACAGCUUAGUUUUGUAUAUCUAAGUAGUUGAAAAAUGGUUUGUUUUUUGUAUCAAAUAAAAUUGUUUUCUUAUAAUCUUUUCUCUCAUUUUUUUAGUUCCUUGUUCAUGUUACUUUUAGUUUAAAAAUCCAUUUGAUCCAACUC